Molecule: messenger RNA, 1272 nt
Organism: Purpureocillium takamizusanense
Lineage: Eukaryota; Fungi; Ascomycota; Sordariomycetes; Hypocreales; Ophiocordycipitaceae
Exons: 2
Coding region: 129-1052 (307 amino acids)
Source: RefSeq, a predicted model, not a curated record
CCUCUAAAUAUUUGGCCUACCCGAUCUUUCAGGUCGGUAAGUGAAUUUGUCUCUACUCUUAUCUCUUCUUGCUGUAUCCAAGCUCCGACGUCGAGGCGGAUCAAGAACAAAAAGCCCCCCUGCCCAUCAUGGCCUCCUUCCUCGCAGGCCUCAGGGACCUGCUCAUGCAGCUCGUCGACCCCUGGCUGUUCAUGGGCAUCUCGGCCUCGCACAUCCCUCAGACGAUCCGCGACAUCGUCCUGUCCGGCGCCCUGUGGAAGCUCCUCUGGCCGCCUGCCUUCUCCAACGUGCUGUUCGGGAAUUUCUGGGCCACCAUCGGGCCGAGCGUCAAGGAGGCCGGCGAGGCGCGCGUCAUCCCCCUGCUCGAAGGCCGCGUCUCGGGCGGUCGCAUUCACGACACCGUCGUAGGGACGCCCGUUCAUGGGACCGUCAUCGAGGUCGGCGCCGGCAGCGGCAUGUGGGCCGACGUCUUUGCCCGCAUCGGCGCCGGCGCCGGCGUCCCUGACUCGGCGGACGGCGCUCGCAAGAGGAAGCAGGCUGGCGGCGCUGGCCCUGGACCUGAAAUCACCAAGAUAUACGGCGUCGAGCCGCACCCGCAGUCCGCCGCCGCGCUGCGGAAGCGUGUCAAGCAAGUUGGACUCGGCGACGUGUACGAGGUGGUCCCCGUGGGCAUCGAGUCCGUCAGCGACCCAAAGGCCUGGGACGGCCAGAUUCCACCCGGCAGCGUCGACUGCAUCGUCGGCGUCCUGUGCCUGUGCAGCAUCCCAGAUCCAGAGGAGAAUAUCAAGCACCUAUACAAGCUGCUCAAGCCCGGCGGUCACUGGUAUGUGUACGAGCACGUCAAGGCGACCCGCGGCGGGCCGCUGUUCAGCCUGUAUCAACGGCUCGUCAACAUCCCCUGGUCAUUUUUCAUGGGAUCGUGCCGUAUCUGUCGGGAUACUAAGAAGAGCCUCCUCUCCGCUGGGCCGUGGCACCAGAGUGACCUCGUCAGCCCGCCCGACGAGCCGGCAUACGCCGUCCUUCCACACAUUCUCGGUACCUUGACCAAGUAGCCACUCAUCGACAAAUAAGGGGGGGUAGGAUGUCGACUUUUGCUCGCAAUUCCAUUCAGGGGUAUCUUGCUUCCGACUCAUGUAGCUACAGUUCGUCGUCGUCGUCAUCGUCGAGCAGGAAUAUCGAUGUCCUCUUCGACUUUCCGUCCUCCAGUUUCACCUUAGCCUUCUUCUCGUUGUCGGACGCGUCGUGCUUGAUUGGCGUCUUGACAUCGUCGCG